Molecule: messenger RNA, 1157 nt
Organism: Epinephelus moara (kelp grouper)
Lineage: Eukaryota; Metazoa; Chordata; Actinopteri; Perciformes; Serranidae
Product: trace amine-associated receptor 1-like
Exons: 2
Coding region: 1-1038 (345 amino acids)
Biological process (GO): G protein-coupled receptor signaling pathway
Cellular component (GO): membrane
Molecular function (GO): trace-amine receptor activity
Source: RefSeq, a predicted model, not a curated record
AUGACGUUUUUCACAUCAUAUUAUUAUUGCAAAUGUUACCUCAGUAGUAAGAAUUUAUGCAUGGAAACCACAUUCUUUCUCAACAGGUCUGAUGAUCUCUGUAAUGAAUCUACAAAUGUAUCUGGCAUAACAGCAGUCAUAACUUCCUAUGUAUUAUGUGUCUUUGUUGGCUGUUUAUCAGUUCUUAUAAUGUGUGGAAACCUUCUGGUAAUAAUCUCUAUCAUAUACUUCAAACAGCUCCACACUCCUACAAACUACCUCAUCCUCUCUCUGGCUGUGGCUGACCUGCUUGUUGGUGUUGUAGUUUUGCCUUUUAGCACAAUACUGGCUGUAAGCUCAUGUUGGCAUCUUGAAGGUUUGCUCUGUAAAGUCCGAGGUUUCUUUGAUGUAUUUCUGUGCUCAUCUUCUAUUUUUAAUUUGUGCUUAAUUUCUGCUGAUAGAUAUUAUGCAGUGUGUCAGCCUCUGAAGUACAGAACUAAAAUAACUGUCCAUGUAAUUGUGAUCAUGAUCCUAGUGAGCUGGACUGUUUCUGCACUAAGUGGAAUUGGCCUCACAAUUCGGGGACUAAACGAAGAACAAUCUAACAGGUGUGUUUUAUUUCAACAUACAAGCUCAGCAGCUUUGGGAACUUUUUUUACCUUUUACCUCCCAAGUAUUGUACUGUUCACCAUCUACCUACAGAUUUUGACAGUGGCACACAGACAGGUACGAAGCAUCCAGAACACAACCUGUCAGAACACAAAGUCUGAAGCAACCAUCAGUAAGAUGGAGAGAAAGGCCACCAAAACUCUGGCUAUUGUUAUGGGAGUUUUUCUCAUCUGUUGGACUCCUUUCUUUCUUUGUAUCACCUUUUACCCUUUGAGUAAUUACACAAUACCAGUUUCUGUGAUUGAAACUUUUAAAUGGCUUGGAUGGUCAAAUUCAAUGCUCAAUCCAUUUGUCUAUGGUUUCUUUUACACCUGGUUUCGAACAUCUGUCAAAAUGAUAAUUUCUGGGAAAAUAUUUCAGGGUGAUUUUACUAAUUCUAAACUCUAUUGACUCAUUAUUGACUUGCUGACAUGCCUCUGAUGAUGACCAUGAGACUACUCUUUGUUUGACUGGCAAUCGAGGAGACGAAUAUCAUUAUGUACUUCUGUGUUCCUUUUUUAACAAAGAGA